CUCUCGGGCUUUUGGAACCAGCUCGAUCUCCUUCGAACAAGAUUUGAGAAGUCAUAGGUUUAAAAAUGAAGCGUUUCAGCCCCUCAGGAUCUCUGUGGAUUUAGAGGACGAACCCGACGUCUUGGUCUGUUUGUUACCAUGGGAACAAUGAUGGAGGUGGCACAGCUUGAGAGCAGACUGAACGUCGAGGAUUAUAAAAAGCUCCAAGGCCUUUUCUUGGACUCCUCCGGCGCGUCCCGCUCCCUGUCCAGAGAUGAGUUCGUGGACCGGGCCUGCUCGUCCGUGGGCCGCGGCUCCAGGGAGGAGUACGGCCUCCUGUUCGACUGCGUGGCGGUCACCGAGGGGCAGCGCGGCCUCAUCCUGGACAGCGACGCCGUGCGGGAGCGGGGGCGCGUGGCCUGGACGGGCCUGUGCGCCUUCUUGACGCUGGAGCUCUCGGAGAAGCUGAAGAGCUCCGGAACCGGCCCGGCGCCCCGCUGGAAGCCCCCGCGCAGCCUGGCCUGUCCACACCGAGACCCGGUCCGAAAGGUGCUGUACCUGCAGAGCUCCGCUCAGUAUCUGACCGUGAGCCAAGGAGGAUCGCUGGGUCUGCGGGACGAGGACAUGUCCCUCGUCCACACGCGGCGGCUGCAGAACAGCACGGUCACGGCGAAGGACCUGUGGGUCACGGACAUGGUGCUGCUGCACAACGUUCAAAAGAUAGCUGUGUCAUUUACCAGCAAGGAGCUGUGUUUCUAUGACCUACUGUCCAAACAGGAUUUCAGCUGCAAAUACAAACUGCAGGGUCUAAAAUUUACUCCCUGGUGUCUGGACUACUGGGCAGAUCCUUCUCUCCCAGACCAGGCCGUCCUCACCAUAGGAGACACUGGAGGACAGGUCACUGUUUUAUGCUUCAACUCGGCCCAGAUCUCUCUGUUUGAGAGGCUCGUCCCGAGGACAGACUCGGAUCCAGCAGACGUCGUCCUGUGGGAGGACCUGGUCAAAGGGAAGCACUGCUCCUGUUACAUCAUGUCACACCAAGCACACGAACCCGCCUGGGUAAGAAGAGUGCGCUACCUGCCGUCACUGGAAGCCUUCGCCUCGUGCAGCACCGGCCCACAGAGCAGCAUGGUGAUCAGCUGGAGGGAGAAGGACAGCAGGAGGCUGCGAGUCUCCUCCUUCUCCACGCAGAGGGGAGUGCUGGACAUGGACCAUCACCGCGAGCUCAAUGUGAUAGCCACCGCGGGCGUGGACCACGCCGUCCUGCUGUGGAACCCGUACGCGAGCUCGCGGCCGCUGUGCGUGCUCAGCGCGCACGCGGGCCCCGUCGCCGCCGUGCGCUUCGUGCAGACCAAGCAGCAACUGCUCAGCUUCUCCAAAGAUAAGGUGUUGUGCGUGUGGGACGUGUGUAACCGGCGCUGUGAGCACCGCCUGACCGGCGUCUUCCCCGACGCGCGCGACGACGCGCACACGCUCCUCUUCCUCCACGAGGAGCGCCGGCGCGUCCUGCUCUCCUUCAACAGCCUGCUGCUGCUGCUGGAGACGACGGAGGAGGAGAAGACGAUCAGCAGCCACCCGCACCCUGCUACCUGUGUGCUGUAUAACAGCCUGUUCAGACAGGUAGUCAGCAGCGACUCCGCCUCCUCUGUGAUCUGCUGGCUGGCCGACACGGGCCAGAAGGUCAAGCAGUUCCGCCGUUGCCACGGCAACGCCGGCAUCUCCACCAUGGCUCUGGACGGCACGCAGACGCGCCUCUUCACAGCAGGGAGCGACGGCGAGGUUAAAGUGUGGGACUUCAACGGCCGCUGCCUCCACACAAUGAACGCCGGCCUGGGUCGAGCCGUGGCCAUCACACAGGUCCUGCUGCUGAAGAGGAGCAUCCUGGUCAUGGGCUGGGACAGGAUCUUGACCGUCUUCCAUCUACAUUCCUUCUCGCAGCCGUCGGUGGAACCCUCUGAGUGGAGCGGCGGCGCGCAGCAUCGGGGACACGUGCUCUGUGCUGCGUUCCAGCCGCCACAGACUCUGGCCACAGGGAGCGACGACGGGGAGAUUAUCGUGUGGAACAACAGCACAGAAAAAGCUCUGAGGAGGCUGCGGCUACACGCUGAACACGACUGCACCAAGCCGCAAGGUAAUUACCUGGGUUUUCAGAGCAGCUCGACAGACACAGAUGAGUCCGAGAGCCGCCACGCCGUCACCAGACUGCUCUUCAUACCGGGACGCACGUCUGUGGCCGCAGCUGCAGGUGCUGCAGACCUGGUGUCCUGUGGAGGUUCUGGCCUGGUCAGACUCUGGAACAGCAUCCACAGUCGCGUUGUGGGACAUUUCCCAGCUCACAGCAGAGAGCUGGGCCCUGUCGUCAUGACCGUCAGUCCCUGCGGACACUAUUUAGUCACAGCCGAUAGAGGGGGGACGAUCAAGACUUGGGACAUAGAGCAUUAUUGUAUUGUCCCUGACGACACAUUGGCCAGAGAACCUCCGGAUCUUUUGCACAGCUGGCGCCCGCACGUUGACCGCGUGACUCAUCUGGAGACGUGCAUCCACGGCGACAGACUCCUCCUCCUCUCGGCGUCGUCCGACGGCAAUGUGGCCCUCAGCUUCCUGCCCAGAGGCACCGUGGGUCUGUUCGGACAGGAGGAACCGUGGCGCCUCGAGAGCCCCGGACCUGUGCGCCCACAGCGGGGAGCCGAGCGGGACCAGGCAGAUCACGGAGGGCGAGAGGUCACCAGGCAGGGAUGGAGGACGCCACCGCCAGCCACCGGAGAGACACGGGGUGACCCAGGACAUGACACCACAGGCCGGGGAGCCACUCAACCAAAUCACGCCUGCACAGACACCCAGAAGAACUAACCACGCCGCUGGGCCGAGGGCACGAUAAGAUGUGUGUUUCAGGCCACAAGUCAGUGAAGUUGGGACAAUUGCUUUAAACAUUCACAAUUAAAAUCAUAUACAUUAACUAUGCACUAACUACUAACGAUGUCACCCCUUCAUUCCUAAAUGGUUGCCUGUUGUCAGUGGAUAGGAUCACCCUGGGCUCACCUCUAACAUUCACCCACACACAUAGACACGUGCACAACGCUUAAGUCUUAACCUAUGACGUUGGUAGCCAUUAUGGGCCGCGCUCCAUAAAACCUGGGCUAGUUCUUUUCUAGCAUGAAGGUUCUGUCUUGACCUUUGGGAGCAGGAGUUAAUAAAGCAAAUCUAACCUUUAAGAUCGGAGUCUCUUUAACAUCUGCCCAAGAUUCCCAUCAAAAUGACAUUUACUGCUGGAAUAAACAUCAUUGUCUAUUCCUGUAACAUAAUGAAAAGGCAUUUAUGACCGUGACCGUUCAACUGCGUUACGACUUUGUGGAGCUCAUCAAUCAGACGCUGAAAUGCUCCUCUAAAAAAUGCAUUGUCAUGAAAGCAACAAUCAAACAUUUUAUUUCACUGUCCUCUAUUUUCCAUGCAUUUCUGUAAAUGUCUCCUAUAUUAUUUAUGAUAACAAUUGUUAAUAAACAGACAUUACAUUACUAGCUACAAUAACAAGUAUACAGUAGUGAUAUUCUCCAUGUGUCCAGUUUAUAGGCAUUGGUAGAAACAUGGUACUAAAAAGUAACUAUAAAUUAUUAUGAAUAUUAUAUUAUUAUGAAAACCCAGCUGCAGGAACCUGCUGUAUCAGGGAUGAGGAAAUAAAUUGUUUCAAUAAGUGGUUUUCGAAAUAUGGGGAAUGUUUGUGGAAAAUAAAACAACAUUACCAACUCUAUGGGACACAGGUAUAUUGUGAUAUUAAUAAUCAUAUAAUAACUGCUCAGCAGUCUUGUUGUUUAUUGUACUGUGGUGUAGGACAGUGACAGUGAAUGAGCAGUUAAUACAGGCUGAUGCUUCUCACAGCUGAAAAUGUAAAAUAAAAUAAGCCAUGUUGGGCUGUAGGGAACGAGCCUUUUUAUUUAAUCAGUAUAACCUGAGACCACAAAUUAUCAUUACAUGAGCAUAAAAACGUAAGAAAUCAGAGGAGUAAUGUAAUAUUAAUGUAGAGUCUAACUGUUUCAGGAGGAUAAUGAUAAUGGAAGGUGUGGGCCGGCGGGAGAAUUUAGAUGUCUGUGUAGUCCCAAGGACAAGGGCUUCGCGUUGUGAAGGAAUAACUGAGUUUUGAAAACACCUGAGAAGUGGGAACUAGAGGGAAACUGCCAUCCAGGCGUGAGUGUUUGGAAUCAAUGCUGGGUGUGUGUGUGUGUGCGUGUGUGUGUGUGUGUGUGUGUACUGUACUGAGCUCGUCUGAAAAGUGUGUGUGUGGGGGUGAUUUGGUGGAGGGCCCAACUGGCAAGUCUAGGCUGGGCUGACAGCCAGCUGCUGGGCAUGAGGUGAGGAGAGGGAAUAGCCUCACUCCAUCACCAGCUGAGUGUGUGUAUGUCUAAAUAGCCUCAGUCCAUCACAGCAGCUAUUCACCGGUGAAUGAGAGCGUCAGCCCUGUUCCGCUCACUCCAUCACUGUGUGUGUACGUGUUUGCGAGCAAUACACGAGUCAUGGAUAUUGAUGGGUCUGGGCUCCCGGUCUAAUCUCUGCUGCAACACAAAGUACUCCGGUAUCCACUGGAGAAAUAAGACGCUGCCCUGUGACACACAACCGCACAGUGAGAGGUGAGAGCAGUUACUGCCUGUGUUUUUGCACAGCCGCGCAGAUCACGUGCAACGAUAACGAAGAAGACGAGACGAGAGCGAUCGCUGGGAACACGUCUAAUAACCAAAGCAGCCUGUGAAAUGCAAAAUUUAGCAGCGGCUUCGCACAAUAACGCGUGCGCACCCACAAUGUGGAGGUGGCAAAGCAAUUACAAGCAGCCAGGUUGAUUUUGAUUUUAAUUAGCGCCCUCGCUGUGAGCUCCACCUGUUAUCGUCGACAGCCAGCAAACAUGAACGUGAAGCUGUCAGUCCUGCAGAACUUCACUCGGCUUAAUCGAAAUUCCUAUGACCCAAGAACAAGAUCCUGCAGCUUCUGCAAGUAAAUUGCUCAAACAGCACGAGCCAGUGAUUGGCAGUAAUUAGUAAAAUAUUUUCUUAUGAAUAUCGUUUUUGAUGAAGCGAUAUCAUACCGACUCUUUGAAGAAACUUUUGCGAAGAGGAAGAAUUUUCCUGGCAUCUGAUCGUGGAGUCAAAUUUCCAGCCUCUGUUCUAAGUUCGGUAACUUGUAUAAUGUGUUAGUAUCUGUGUUUUUAUGUUCUUCCAUCCACUCUGUGCUUCUCAUAGACACUUGAUGAAACGAGGCUUCUCCUCGCUUCAUCACUGUGAUUCCUUAGAUUUGUUUCUUUGUAACUUUUACUUUUUUCAUCAUGUCAAAUCUAUUUAAGAUGAAUUAGCAGCUGGGUUUUAACCUGAAACGGUGUUUUAUGGGAAACUUCAGCAUCAUUACUGCUCGUAUUCUAGAAUGGUUGUUUCAGAAAAACCUCUCCUCAUCUUUCUUACAGUAAUUGAGGAGCCAUGUGUGAGUGGCUCUUUUUAUCAUUAUCAUAUUUCCACGUUCGGUCCAAUACUUUUGUGGUUAUUUAUGUAUCUUAAUAGUGUCUUCUAAGCUGCUGCUCUAUAUAUAUGUUAAAUCCUUGCAUGUGAUUGUGUUUGCGCUGUAGGAGUGACGCCUGCAUGUAUAAUUGUAUGGGGCGUGUGCAUAUUAACACACAUGAUCAAUUUAAUGAUUAGUUUCCUCCCCCUCGCGCUUGUCAUUAUCACGCCUCCCAGAGCCACCGCGUCUCUAACUGUUGAUGGAUUCUAAUGAUGGAGAUAGAGGUCAUUAGCAUUAAUGUAAGCUCUACAACAUACAACCCCCCCCCCCCACACACACACACAUCAGAUAAGCUGAAAGAAAUAACAUCCUCAAGCACACUUAACACUCACUUAAAUAUGCUGCAGAACAUCACGUCUGUCUCCCCUCUUCUUUUGUAUCUGCAAUUCAAAGUAGGUCCAGCGUGCAAAUGAUGUGUGGCAAAAAUUCCCAAUUAAUUUCAUCCACUGUUUAAAACAUGGGGCCACUGCACAACUGCUCCGCGCUGAAAGAGUGGAGUUAAAUUGCGAGGAAGUGGGCUGAUGCCGCUUCAUGCCCCUGAGCCUAUGGCAGUGUUAGCAUUUCAAAUUGAGUUACACGCUAAACAAGCAAAGUAGUGCCUGAUUGCUAACUCAUCUGUUUAUAGCAGGGCUCGCCUUGUUGCUCCUGUUCAUGAGCGCGAGCCCGAGUAUAGAUUUGUGUGAGACUGUGCGUUUGUGUGCCGGCGUCUUUGCUUUAGCAAUAGGAAAACAAAUUACGGUCCUCCGUGUGUGUGUGUGUGUGUGUGUGUGUGUGUGUGUGUGUGUGUGUGUGUGUGUGUGUGUGUGUGUGCUCCCAGGAGUUUCUCUAUGGGGCUAAACACUCAUCAUGUAAAUCAGCGCGCUAUUAGGAGCUGACUGCUCUUCCUCUGCUUUCUUAUGAAGAUGAAUAAAGCCCCAGCCCAUGAUAGAGGAAAUGAAACAAACUCUCUGAUGAAAGUGCCCGGCUACAGUCUACGUGUCUCUUAUCUGCGUGUGUGCAUGAAAUAACUUACCUUUUUAAAGUUUAUUCUAAUUUCAUUGCCUCCAUUAUUUUGUUGGCUUACGGUGGCGUUCAAGUCUCACACGUGCACCCGCCCCACUCGUAUUCAUGCAUUGUAGUGGCUUCAUAAAUCUUUAUGAUCGUACUGUAUAUGAGUCUGUAUAUCACGCAGGAGUUAACAUAAUUAGUGACUCUAAACUGCGGUUCCAGCCUUUGAAGAAUUACAGUAAUUUGUGUUUUUUAAGUUAUUGUAGAUGUUCUAGCUGUUACAAGUGCCCAGUGUAUUGCACAUCUAUAUGCAUGCGCACACGUAAACGCAUGUUUCAUACUUUAAUUGGCCUCAAAUGCCUGGGUUUGUUAUAUUGCCUUGUGUGUUUGAAUAAUGCAUGGUAGUAUUCAUAUGCUCUUCUUUUAAGAUAGCUUCAUUUGUAUGUAUGAGUUUGGAAGCAGGUGAAUUAUUCUGGGUCCGCAUGCACAUUGCAGCUCCGGCUGCCUGAUUGCAGCAUAAUUACCAUAAAUCAAAUUUACAUUUGUCAUCUAAUUUAGUUUUCAUCUUGGUAUUGCCUGGUUAAUUCUGGCGUCCACCACAAAUAAGAUAUAUUGUCAUACAGAUUAAUAACGUGCGCGCGCGCACACACACACACACACACACACACACACACACACACACACACACACACACACACACACACACACACACACACACGAUCCUCCCACGCACGUCUCAGCUGUACAGUAUUUCACCCCUCAGGUUUUGCUUUGCUGCCGCACACACUCCCGCAUUCUCUCCCCUGUAAUUACCGGCUAAUUUACUGAGAGCGGGUGUUAUGACUCAGAUACGUAUACGGUCGGGAUGCACUGCACCAACUCAUGCAUUGAACAGAUGUCACAACACAACACUCCAAACCCAAAGUUCGUUUUUUUCUUCCAUGUUUCAGAUGCUGCAGGUCCAGAAUUAUAAACCUAAUUUCAGAGAGAAUGAGAGACACUAGGCUCUCUCCUAUGUUUACCUGAAUGAAAGACAAUUCAUAAUAACUGUCUAUGGCAUUUAUUUCUUUGGACAAUAAAG
Messenger RNA from Betta splendens (Siamese fighting fish), 7579 nucleotides. Its product is annotated as WD repeat-containing protein 49-like. Lineage: Eukaryota; Metazoa; Chordata; Actinopteri; Anabantiformes; Osphronemidae. The record is from RefSeq and is a predicted model, not a curated record. Gene Ontology annotation, molecular function: protein binding. The transcript is spliced from 19 exons. The coding region runs from base 139 to 2829 and encodes 896 amino acids.